AUGAAUGGGAUAUGGCCAGGCGUUGACAACCUUACCAUUGCCAGUUAUUGUAUUAAAGUGUGGCGUCUUCAUCAUCUCAAACCUGACACUAUUGGAUUAGUUCCGCCUAUGGGGUACUUGCAGAGAGACGUGGCGUCGAAAGUGGCUCGAACGUGGCUCGUGUACAUGGAAGCCUGCAUGCCGCCCCAAGACGCUGAAAAUUUUACAUAUGUCGGCAAGAACAAAGGGGAGUUCAGGGUUCCCAUACCGCACACGCGUUACAAAGCGGAUGGUUAUCUGCCCAGGACACGUACGGUGUACGAAUUCUAUGGAUGUGUAUGGCACGGUUGUCCCGAUUGUUUUAGCCCCAAAGCCAAGUGUUUGAGAGUGGGUCAGACCUUUGCCACCCUUUAUUCGCGUACCUUGCAGAGAGAAGGCGUACUCAAAGACAACGGUUUUAAUAUUGUCUCCAUGUGGGAGUGCGAAUGGCGCAGUCGAUUGAGAGGUGCUGGACAACUGCGCGACAUGUACGACUUCUUAGUCGGAGAAGAAGUGGAUGCCCUCAUCAAAGAACCUCACAACCCCAGAGAGGGACUGUAUGGGGGUCGUGUCGAUUGCAAUCAGUUGCUGUGGCGCGCCAUGCCAUGUUCGCCUGAUGGGUUAGCCGCGCGUGACAGCCGUGACGACAUUUAUGCACGACUAUCACGCAAGCACCUCAAGUAUUACGAUUUUACUUCGUUGUACCCCAGCGUUAAUAAAUAUUGUCAUUACCCUCUGGGUCAUCCCGUCAUACUGCACAAUCGUCAGUGGAAACCGAAAGAUUAUGCAUUCGCCACGUUUUUCGGGUUGGCACACGUACGCAUCUUACCUCCGCAGAAUCUCUACCACCCCGUGCUACCCUAUCGCGUAGAGUGCGUGGAUAAAUUUUACAAGACUCUCUUCGUGUUGUGCAGGACUUGCGCUGUGGAUUGCAAUUUCGAGCUGAACAGCUGUAGACACACUCCUGACGAGAGGGCCCUAUUGGGUGUGUCGUUCAACGAAGAAAUAAAAUUGGCAAUAGAAAAGGGUUACACCGUUCUCAACAUCUUUGAAGUGUGGCAUUAUGGCAACAAAAGCACCAAUCUAUUCGCAAACUACAUUAAGCAAUUUCAAAAGGGCAAGCAAGAAGCUGCGGGCUGGCCAUCCGAUUGUGUCACCCAGGAACAGAAGGACGCUUACAUUAAAGAGUACGCCGAAGCAGAGGGCGUUCAAUUGGACCCUCUUCGCAUUGGUCCCGAAAGAUAUGCCACCAUGUAUGCCCUAAAUAAGCUUUGCAUGAAUUCCUUUUGGCGUAAGUGGGCCGAAUCGCAGGAUCAGACUAACCAUGCCAUAUUGCACGACCUUCAAUCGUUUUACAAACAUCUCGGAGAUCCAAACGUAAAAGAAUUCAAAUUCACCUUUAUUUCUGAAGGCGCCAUGUACUUGGAGUUUAAGCAUCCUUCCUACAGGCUGGGUUUCACACACAAGGGAAACCCCGUGCACGCUGUCAUGACGACGGCAUGGGCCAGGAUUCGUCUGUACAGGGAGCUGUUGGACACCCUGAAAGAAGAUGUGUUGUACUCAGACACCGAUUCUGCGCUUUUCAAGGUGGAUAUGGAUAAUCCUAAUCAAUAUCACCCACCCACUGGCAGAACAGGUCAGGCGUUAGUAAGAGAUCCAAAGGUCUAUAGUUUGAAAUGCGACAAUCUUAAUGCUUCAGAGGGAUUUAAGUCCAAUCCUUGUGUAACAACAUUGAAGGAAUGGUGGACAAAAGAGCUUGGAACUGACCAGGUAAAAGUCUCCGAGACAAUAAGUACUAGUAGAAAGAGUUUAUUAGAAGAACUAGGUGGUUCAUCAGCGUCUGAAGACGAAACACAUAGUAAGUUGCAAAAAUCAGAUCUAGGAAAAAAGCGAAAGGCAGAUAAGCUCAGCACUGGUAAAAGUAGUACUGCAGUUUCGAACUUAGAUGAAUCUCCAAGCACUUCAGUUUUAAGAGCAUCAAAGAAGCAGAAACCAAGUAGCACUUCUGUUGAAAAACAAAGUGGAAAAUCUUCUCCAGAAUUUGAAUCUAGUAAGAGGUCAGAAACUACUUCAAAAGUGCAAAAGUGGAAAGUUCCAGGUCCUUUGUCUAGUGAUGAAGAUGACACGGUAACAUAUAAAUCAAAACAGCCUGAAGUACAGAAAAAAUCAGUCAAAGAUAAAAAGACCAAACGGAAGCGUAAAGAGUAA
Molecule: messenger RNA, 2226 nt
Organism: Stylophora pistillata
Lineage: Eukaryota; Metazoa; Cnidaria; Anthozoa; Scleractinia; Pocilloporidae
Source: RefSeq, a predicted model, not a curated record